AAUAUCUUCAAUUUAAGGAGCCAAGAGGGGAAAAGAUGUCCCGGCCUAUAUCCCGCCACUCGAGCCGUGCUGUAACCAUCGCCAGCAGCGCGGAAGUAUUUGAAGUCAUCAGAGAAGAACGGACCACCCCCACUCCAUCAUCAAUCAAUAUUAAUACUAUUUCUCCGACUUCUGCGACGGUUUCUCCAACUGCUCCUGCUUCUCCGGUUUUCGCUUCCGAUUAUAAACCUGAGUCGGAAGAAGAAAACACAACACCAGCUAUAAUUUGCCCGUGUAAAGCUAUAAAAGAUGCAGAACAAGAGAAGAAGAACGCAGAAGAGAUUGAGAGGCUGUUGAAGGAGAAAGAGAUAGAAAUGGAACAAAAAUUCCGAGACAGAGUAACCCACGAGAUUCAAUAUUUGAAAGACAGAUUCGAAUUUAUAUUGCAGAAUGAACAACUCCGUGCAUCCCACAUGCUUCGAGAGGCGCACAGAGAUCGCGAGGAAAAGAUAUCGGCGUUACAGACACAGUUGGAGUGCAAGAACAUGGCUGGGCUUAUGUACGUCAUGUGUGCGGAGCGACGCAAGAGCAGGAUGGAGAUACUGCGCUUAACUGAAGAAUACACAAACUACAUAAGAACUCUGCAGCAGAUUCUAGAAGAGAGUCAGGCCCUGAUUCUGCAUCUCUCGCGAGGAUACAAAACCACCGCAAGGGUCAACCAUGAGUGGCAGGAGAAGAUGAAGAAGAUUAUAAAGCACUUUCAAAAUUUCGUGAACAAUUACACUGGUGGUCCACCUGAAACUAACCAAUAUGUUUUCGACCUUCCUAACUUGCUGAAGAUCAAGACUCCAAUCGAAGACAAUACUCAGGAAGACUCCUGUGAUGAUGAGGAGGAUACACCUAAUGAAAACGUGCCAGCAAUCGAGCCUGAUAGAACGUGGUGGAACAAUCUAGAAGGGGACGACCGACCAUUCGUGAUGUUCGGCGACAUGGCGGACUUCAAACCGCCGCAGAGGCGGGCGGUGCUCAGAGCUGUUAAAGCUCAAAAAACCGCGCCCAGGAAGUGGAAGGAAUAUGUCUUCCACGACAUGUUCGUGAAAGCGGAGUGUCCCCACACCAACACCAUUAAAGACGAGUACAUGAAACGUGGGUCAUCGCAGCCACUGGACAAGUGGGCGUCCGCGCAGACAGACAAACAGACUUCCUCUAGAGGGUCGGACACGAGUCGUCGCGUCACAACAGCCUCUGUGGACAUCCGGCGGAACAUGGGCUCCAUCCUGAAAAUUAUUGCUUCGCCGAACGUUCCCCACACCACUACGAAAUCCACGAUCCUGGCAGCCAGAGAUUCUAUGGAAAUAGCAUCCACGACACGACUUCGGGAGAAAUACAGACACGCGUCAUCGGCAAGUAAAAUUGAUUCAACGUGCCAAGAGAUGAGCGAAGAUUUUGAGGCAGAACAAGAUGAAGUUGAAGAGCCCGAAAUAAGACCUGGAAAAACCAUUUCGAGAGAUGAAGAAGAUAUGACUGGUGAUACAACCUCAGCUCUUGGGAGCAUACACAACGAUAGUUUACAAGUUAUCAACCAACAUGUGCCGGAAAUAGAUCACAAGAUACAUUAUGAAAAGAUAUGUCCAAUGGAGAAGUGCCAGAAGAUGCAAAUGGACGACUUUAUGAGCAGCCUACCAUCGUACAUGCGAGCCAGCCCCUUCACGCACUUUGAGCAAUCGUUCGAAGACUAUGAGCCUUGCACCCCAGGUUACCAACAUCUCAACCCACCGGAUAUUCCUGAACAGCUCGAAAUCCUCAAGAAAAGGAUGGAAGAGAAAAAGAAGAAGGAGCGAGUAGCGAUCGACGUGAUAGACGACAAUCCUCUGUUGUCGUGGCCACCCAGUGUUGAAGGGAUAGCGGUACAGACGUCCAGUCAAGAUAUGUCCAUACCACCCUGUACCUGUGAUGUCGCAGGGUCCGAUGCAGCUGAAAUUAGUCAAAGUGUCUAUAAUAUCGUAGAUUUAAUUCCCGUAAAGCAAGAGUUGGACAGAAUCAAUGCAAAGUGCUUCUUUGAUGAUACGAUUGAGUUCAAUAGGUUCAAAAUUAUUGGACAAGAUGAGAAUGAAGAUACGGAGCAUGAAAACAAAAAUAGUUUCAGCAAGAACAGAUUGGAAGAGAUUAAGAAGAUAUUAAAGCAGUAUCCGAGCUUGUGCAACAUAUUCCAGGCUAAUAUUCGUUGUUGAUACAAAUCUGGGUCUUAAAUUAUUAUAGAAACUCCUAAUAUUUUUAUAAUGCUCAAUUGCAAACAUAGAAAUAAUAACGAUAGGUACUUGAUAAAAAGAAGAAAAGCUGUAAAGAUAUUGUCCGAAGACUGUCUUAUUGCACGAAAUUUUUGUUAAAAAGGAUUUCGCUGAUCACAAGGUAGGAAGUUUCAAGCAUUAAUAAAUACUUAAAUUUUGAAUAUAAAUAAAUUAAAAUUAAAUAUGCAAAAAAGUGGCAAACAAUACAUUCUGUUUGCAAGUAACUUGCACGCAAACUAGCAAAAAGCAAACAAGGCAAAUCAGGAAAUGUAAAAUGGCCAAAUCCACUAUGUCAAUAAAACUCAUGUGGUUAACAUUCGUAAAAAUUUAUUGUA
Pararge aegeria (speckled wood butterfly) is the source of this 2602-nucleotide messenger RNA. RefSeq lists its product as uncharacterized. Lineage: Eukaryota; Metazoa; Arthropoda; Insecta; Lepidoptera; Nymphalidae. Bases 36 to 2210 code for a protein of 724 amino acids. The record is from RefSeq and is a predicted model, not a curated record. The transcript is spliced from 18 exons.